Molecule: messenger RNA, 531 nt
Organism: Emericellopsis atlantica
Lineage: Eukaryota; Fungi; Ascomycota; Sordariomycetes; Hypocreales; Bionectriaceae
Exons: 1
Coding region: 1-531 (176 amino acids)
Source: RefSeq, a predicted model, not a curated record
AUGUCUUCGAAACCAACCAUGAACGUGCAAUCAUUUCCUCGCCCCCCAAAGCUCGAGAAGAUCUCCAGACAUGUACGAGUCGUCUGGGAGGGACAAGACAUUGCCGAGACGAACGAAGCAUUCUGGGUUCUAGAGACGCAUCACCCCCCGAGUAGGUACUUGAGAGAAAAUCCUGUGCAUCUUUUAACGAAUGAGACAGCCUACUACUUGCCUCCUUCAGCCAUGAAAAUCCCCUUGACGAAGCUCAAUCGCAAAACAUACUGCGAGUGGAAAGGAAUGGCUACUUACUACUCUGUCACAUCCCCGAGCUCCGGCACCACAGUCUCCAACAGGAUUUGGUCAUACGACAACCCCACGAACGGGUUUGAGAGCAUUAAAGGAUAUCUGAGUCUUUAUGCUGGUCCCUGGGAUUGCUUUGUGGACGGCGAGAAGGUGCAGGCCCAACCCGGAGACUUCUAUGGAGGCUGGGUCACUAGCGAGAUCCAAGGUAUCGUGAAAGGUAAGAACGGCAAUUGGGAUCCUGUGCUUUGA